Lobosporangium transversale is the source of this 1029-nucleotide messenger RNA. Its product is annotated as Alpha/Beta hydrolase protein. Lineage: Eukaryota; Fungi; Mortierellomycota; Mortierellomycetes; Mortierellales; Mortierellaceae. The record is from RefSeq and is a predicted model, not a curated record. The transcript is spliced from 4 exons. The coding region runs from base 1 to 1029 and encodes 342 amino acids.
AUGACUUGUUAUAACAAACCACAGAUGCCUAAGCUCAACCCUGAGAUCACUAUCCCAAACCUCGGAACAGUUAGAGGGACACUUGACAGAACAGGCAAAGUAGCUAGGUUCUUGAAUGUUCCUGUAGCCACUGUACCUGUAAGAUGGCGACCUGCUGUCAAAGCACAGCCAUGGCAAGGUGUCCAUGAUGCUACAAAGCCUGGUCGAUUGCCACUACAGCAAACUAAGUCCUCUAAAAAGGUCCUUGUUUUAACUGGAAACCACCUGAAUAUCGAUUACAAUACACACAUGAGUGAACACGAUUGCCUUGGCUGUAAUAUCUAUAUGCCUGCCAUUACUGCUGCAAAUUGCGCGGACCUGCCAGUGAUUGUGUGGGUAUGCGGAGGCGCUUUUAAGCAUGGAGGAGCUUCCUCUCCACUUUAUGAUUGUACUCCCAUUGUUGCAAAUUCGAUUGAGUUGCAAAAGCCGGUUGUGGUAAUAAGUCUCAGCUACCGUAUCAACUACCUUGGCUUCUUUAGUUCCAAGGAGAUGGUGCUUGAUGCUCAGGAGUAUGCUUCUACCAUCCCACCACAACAUCGUACCUGGUAUGAUAGUUCCGUUGGCAACUGGGGACUCUUGGAUCUGAUCAUGGGUCUCGAGUGGGUUCAAGAGCAUAUUAGUGCUUUCUCUGGUAAUCCAAAGAGAGUGACUUGGAUGGGUCAAUCUGGGGGCGCAGCAAUUGCAUCUUACUUCAAUAUGAUCCCUCAAUGUCAUGGUCUGUACCAACGUGUGAUCAUGCAAUCUGGUGGAGUACCAUUGGUGCCUCCUAUACAUCCUGAAUAUGAGGGUCAGUAUGUGUUUGACCAGUUGUGCCGAUCACUUCGGAUGCCAGAUGGUCUGGGACCACUAGAGAAAGUAGCAUGGUUACGUGCGGUGCCUGGAGAGACGAUUGCAGAGCUGAUGAAUAACUGUCCGAUCCUUGCCUUCAGGCCUUCAAUUGAUGGUAUUAUCUGUAAAGAAAGUGCACUCUUGGAGGCUCCAUCUUUGUAG